Molecule: messenger RNA, 8883 nt
Organism: Dicentrarchus labrax (European seabass)
Lineage: Eukaryota; Metazoa; Chordata; Actinopteri; Moronidae
Gene: kcnt1b
Product: potassium sodium-activated channel subfamily T member 1b
Exons: 38
Coding region: 2226-6116 (1296 amino acids)
Biological process (GO): potassium ion transport
Cellular component (GO): membrane
Molecular function (GO): intracellular sodium-activated potassium channel activity
Source: RefSeq, a predicted model, not a curated record
AGAACUAGCCUAAUGGAUGUACGUCAGCCUCCAGGACGCAUUGUGAUGUGGUUCAAGUAAGGCAGCAUAAUGACUGAAUAAUUGAAGAGUUCACUCCAAAAUGAGACAUUGCUGCAUUAGUCAAAGCUGGCAACUGCUGUUAUAAAAUGACUGUGAGCAUUAAAUUAAAGCACAUUAUAGGCUACUGGGUUACCAUUAGAGUUAUGGGUCUUUUUAUGUCUUACAAAACAGACCGAUUUUAUAGAGAUGACUCAGCGGCAAAUAUAUUUCAGAUUGUAUUUUUCCCCCAAAAGAGAUGUACUGGAUUUUGAUACAAUCUUAAUACAAUAUGUUGAACAAUGCUGAUACGGCAACGGAUUAGAAGAAUUGGGACAUAUCUGCAAUAAACAGAUAUUGGCUGAUAUAUCCGCUCUAACCAUAAUAUAUUAGACAAAACCAUUACAAUGUCAAACAUGAUAAAGUGAUCUAGUGUUAAAAUAGUUCAAAAAUCCCACUUGGAAAUAUUGUGAUUAUUGUACUGAUUAAUUAUUGAUGUGGAGUAACAGGUAUGAGGCAAAAAGAUGGAGGUAAACAUGGAAAUAAUGCAGGUGUUGGGUUAAAGAGUGUGCAGGAUUAGUAGGUGAAUCUUUCUUUUUCUAAGUCAAUCUUUUGUCACUUACUAUUUUAAGAUGAGAGUAAUAACUUUAACCUUGACGUAUUGUAAGGAUGCUUUGAAGGGAAGAAACUCAGGUGGCUGUUGGAAGUGGAGAGAGUGUACUGAAUGUUCACAGUAACAUAGUAAUAUGGCUGGUAAAAUAGCAUAAUGACAUAGAGAAAUAAUGUGUUAUAUGUUCUGAGCCUUUCUGAAAGUCUUUAAAUAGUUUUCUUUGAAAUGUUAAUCAUACUAAUCAUAAUCAAAUGUUCAUCAUACGUAUGUGUUUCUCAUCAUCAACGUCUGUGAUCAUGUUGUAAAUGACUCAUCGUUUUUGACUGUAAACACUGAUUCGUCAUAUUUCAGAAAUUGUUGUUCAAAAUCCCCCUCCCCCCCCCCCAAAAAAAGAAUAAAAAUCGGUUGGAUCAAGUUAGGGAAAAGAAAUCUGUGGGAAUCAAGAUCCUGAGAUAAGCGAGAGAUUGAGUUCUGACUGCUGGCAUGGGAAAGCAUAAGAGGCUGUGUGGGCUUUAAAAUGAUGACGCUCAGAGCUCUUCCCCCUGGAGAAUAAUGGUCUGAAAUGUGGAGAGGCUGAGCACACAGGAACGCACACAGAGCAACACGUCUUUUCCGGAGACACAAGCCAGCGGUGUCUCCCUGCCGUCCCUCUGUGCACACAGAAUGAAUAUUUUUUUCAAUUUGAGGGGGACCAUGGUGAGGCAAAUAGCAGAGGACAGACCUGUACCAGAUGGCGAGGCACCCGGAGGUGACUCCAGGUUGGAAAAUGAGCGCCCUCCUCCUGCUGCUCUGUCCUGGGAGGAAAGGAUGCUGAUGCUGACAGGAAAGCAUGGAAACCAGCAGAGAUUAAGACGCGCUUCCAAGAUGUCCUUAUUAUAGUUGCGUUUGCCAGCGUUAUGUGGCAGAAGACAGACAGUCGUGAGAAGCGGUGCUUACAGUGGUUUUUUAGACCAGGGGUUGUGAUGUAAGAGCAUCUGAAAACCGUUAGGGGAUUUGGCGCUAAUUAGAAAGAUGAAGGCACGAGGAAAAUCAAGUUUACACUCGACAGCCUCGGACUAAAAAUAACAAUUCAUCCUUCUUCCGCCAAGUAAUGUAGUUCUUUCAGACUAGCAAAACAAAGUUGUUGCUAAGCGACAACGAAGUAUCCCAGCAUGGGUGCCGGUUCGGGGCUCGCGCAUUGAUAUUUAAAUUAACUGUCAGGUGUGCGAAAAAUGACAACGGUUUCAAAGGCGUGUCAGCCAAUCAGCGCUGAGGACCGGGACUCGUUUUUUUCUCAUAAACCUAAAUAACCCACCACGCGAGUGUACAGAUGGCGAAGUAGUGGUAGAAAGCUAGCUUGUCCAGCUGCUGUGUUUGUAGCCAAGAGGAGCUACAGUGGAUUGAUUUGAUUUACCUGAACGCUUAAGAUAACUCUUGUUUUACCCCCUGGCCGCUGGAGUCCCCCCCCCCACCUUUUAUAUUAUAAGUGCCAUUUUUCAACGAUGACAGAGUUUUCGCAGGGGCGCGUUGAUGGGAAACAUCCGCUGUCACACAGACAAUGCUGUAUGGGCAGUGUAUGGAGGUUAUCUAAAGCCAGCCUAUGUUUACGAUGAUGGGACCUCGGUCAGACACGGGAAAACAGCCAGAGGCAGCCAUGAGCCAUCCACGCCGAUCAUCGAGUUCCCAUGGUGACAGGUCAUCCACCGAGACCCUUCAGAAGAACAACAGCAGCAACUCUGGCGUUAUUCUGGACAUCUCGGCUCUCAAGAUGGCGGAGGUGGAUACGGAGGUGCCCCCUCUUCCACCUCGCUAUCGCUUCAGGGAUUUGCUGCUGGGGGACCAGACAUUUCAGAAUGAUGACAGGUAUCAAGAGGAGUACAGUAUGGAUUCAACCAAUGCCCAGGUGCAGGUGGAGUUCUAUGUGAAUGAGAACACCUUCAAGGAGAGGCUGAAGCUUUUCUUCAUCAAAAACCAAAGGUCAAGCCUGAGAAUCCGCCUGUUCAACUUCUCACUGAAGAUCCUCACCUGUGCCCUCUACAUACUGAGAGUCAGCCUGGAUAACCCCCAGGUGGUCAACGGCAACUCAUGUGCAACAUGUCGGAACAACAGUGGGACAAAUACAACAGAGUCAGCAGAAAUCAACUGGGAGUUGAUUUUCUGGGUUAACAGACCAGUUCCUUUAUGGGCGAUACAGGUGACAGUGGCCUUAAUCAGUUUUUUGGAGACCAUGCUUAUCACAUAUCUCAGCUACAAGGGGAACAUUUGGGAGCAGAUAUUCCAGAUAUCCUUUAUAUUGGAGAUGAUCAACACAGUGCCAUUUAUAAUCACAAUCUUCUGGGAUCCAUUGAGAAACAUAUUUGUCCCUGUAUUUCUUAACUGCUGGCUAGCCAAAGGUGCCCUGGAGAACAUGAUUAAUGACUUCCAUCGAGCCAUCCAGAGGACCCACUCUGCCAUGUUCAACCAGGUGUUCAUCCUCAUCUGCACCUUACUGUGUCUGGUUUUCACCGGAGCUUGUGGGAUCCAGCAUCUAGAGAGAGCCGGGAAGCACCUGUCUCUGUUCGACUCGUUCUAUUUCUGCAUCGUCACCUUCUCCACUGUGGGCUAUGGCGACGUUACGCCACAAAUCUGGCCCUCCAAGCUGCUGGUAGUCAUUCUCAUCUGUGUCGCCCUGGUAGUGCUUCCAUUGCAGUUUGAAGAACUAGCCUACCUGUGGAUGGAGAGCCAGAAGUUAGGAGGAAACUACAGUCGUCACCGGGCGCAGACAGAGAAGCAUGUGGUGUUGUGUGUCAGCUCACUGAAGAUUGACCUGCUGAUGGAUUUCCUCAACGAGUUCUACGCUCAUCCCAGACUACAGGACUACUAUGUGGUGAUCCUGUGUCCAACUGAAAUAGACAUUCAGGUUCGCCGUAUCCUCCAAAUCCCGCUGUGGUCGCAGAGGGUCAUCUACCUUCAAGGAUCUGCCCUCAAAGACCAGGACCUGAUGAGGGCCAAGAUGGACGACGCUGAGGCCUGCUUCAUCCUCAGCAGCCGGAACGAGGUCGACCGAACCGCUGCUGAUCACCAGACUAUUUUGAGGGCUUGGGCUGCGAAAGACUUUGCUCCAAAUUGCCCUCUCUACGUCCAGAUUCUCAAACCAGAAAAUAAAUUCCAUGUUAAGUUUGCAGAUCACGUAGUAUGUGAAGAGGAGUUUAAAUAUGCCAUGUUGGCGCUGAACUGUGUUUGUCCAGCCACGUCUACCUUAGUCACACUCCUGGUUCACACCUCCAGAGGACAAGAGGGUCAGUUGUCACCAGAGCAGUGGCAGAGGACAUAUGGACGCUGCUCUGGAAACGAGGUCUACCACAUCCGCUUGUGUGACAGCAAGUUUUUUGGGGAGUAUGACGGAAAGAGUUUCACCUAUGCCUCCUUCCACGCCCAUAAGAAGUAUGGUGUGUGUUUGAUCGGAGUGAAGAAGGAGGACAACAAGAGCAUCCUCCUGAACCCCGGCCCCCGCCACAUCAUGGCCGCCCCUGACACCUGCUACUACAUCAACAUCACCAAGGAGGAGAACUCGGCCUUUAUCUUCAAACAGGAAGAGAAGCACAACAAGGGCCUGCCCGUCACUGGCCUUUACGACGCCCCCUCCAGGUUGCCCGUGCACAGCAUCAUCGCCAGCAUGGUUGAUCAGGCCACUGCAUAUGGUACUGUAGCGAUAGAUCUCCAGAACCCUGAUCCUCCCGAAGAAAGCAGCAAACUGACCUUGCCGACAGAGAACGGCGCGGGCAGCCGCAGGCCAAGCAUCGCACCUGUCCUUGAGAUUGCCGACUCCUCCGCCAUUCUGCCCUGCGACCUCCUCAGCGACCAAUCAGAGGAUGAGACCAACCAAUCGGAUGAGGAGGGCUCUGUAGGAUCUGAUUUUGUGAAGGGCUAUCCUCCAAACUCACCGUACAUUGGCAGCUCUCCAACUCUGUGCCAUCUCCUACCACAGAAAGCUCCAUUCUGCUGCCUUCGCCUCGACAAGGGCUGCACACAUAGCAGCUUUGAGGAUGCCAAGGCAUACGGCUUCAAGAAUAAGCUGAUUAUAGUGUCCGCAGAGACAGCGGGAAAUGGUCUGUACAACUUCAUUGUCCCUCUCCGUGCUUACUAUCGACCCAGGAAGGAGCUCAACCCCAUAGUGCUGCUGCUGGACAACCCGCCAGACAACCACUUCUUAGAGGCCAUUUGCUGCUUUCCAAUGGUUUACUUCAUGGCUGGCACUAUUGAUAACCUGGACAACCUGCUACAGUGUGGCAUAAUCUACGCCGACAACUUGGUGGUUGUGGACAAGGAGAGCACCAUGAGCGCUGAGGAGGACUACAUGGCAGACGCCAAGACCAUCGUCAAUGUCCAGACUAUGUUCAGGUUGUUCCCCAGCCUCAGCAUCAUCACAGAGCUCACACACCCGUCCAACAUGAGGUUCAUGCAGUUCAGAGCCAAGGACUGCUACUCACUCGCACUCUCCAAACUGGAAAAGAUAGAGCGUGAUAAGGGCUCCAACUUGGCCUUCAUGUUCCGGCUGCCUUUUGCUGCAGGCAGGGUGUUCAGUAUCAGCAUGUUGGAUACACUGCUUUACCAGUCGUUUGUUAAGGACUAUAUGAUCGCUAUUGCGAGGCUUCUUCUUGGUCUGGACACCACGCCUGGCUCUGGAUACCUGUGUGCUAUGAAGAUCACAGAGGAGGACUUGUGGAUCAGGACUUACGGCAGACUCUUCCAGAAGCUUUGUUCCUCCAGCGCUGAGAUCCCCAUAGGGAUCUACCGCACGGAGUCGCACAUGUUCUCAACAUCAGAGUGCAAGGACAGUUACGCACAGUCUCAGGUGUCCAUCAACGUCGAGCAGGGCAUGGAGCAUCGCGAGCGCGGAGAGUCCUGGAAGGAGAAGACGGCCCACAGAAACUCCACAACGAGUGACCAAUCAGAGCACCCGCUGCUGAGGAAGAAGAGCAUGCAGUGGGCACGGCGGCUGAGCAGGAAGGCCAACAAACCGUCUAGCAGAGCGGAGCGUAUCUCGCAGCAGAGACUCAACCUGUACCGGCGGUCUGAGCGUCAGGAGUUGUCUGAGCUGGUCAAGAAUCGCAUGAAGCACCUGGGUCUGCCCACCGUGGGAUAUGGAAGAACCCCAAAAGCUCAAGAUCUUCUUAAGAACCAUGAAAAGGAUGUUUCUAAUCUCACUGCGAGCGAUGUCAUGAAUCGAGUAAAUCUAGGAUAUUUGCAAGAGUUGCAGGACAUUUCAGAGCAUCCGUAUACAGAGGGGACCAGGCCGUCAGACGAGAUGAACGACCACCAGAACACACUGUCCUACGUCCUCAUCAAUCCUCCUCCUGACACCAUGCUGGAGCUCAACGACAUUGUAUACAUUAUCCGGUCCGAUCCGCUGGCACACAUGCCAGAGGACUCGCAGGGGGGUCAGGCCCGCCCCACCACCAAGAACCAGCAGGAGUUUGGCACAGAGACGAGGGACGAGACUCACCUCUGAACCCCCCCUCGACACCCUGACCCUUAACGUCUAAGCCCCACCUGGGCCGACAGAGCUCGUUUGUCUCACAAAGAUGAAGGCUUGUCUCGGGCCAAGAACAGCAGUCCAUAGUGAAUGUGCAUUAUGUGUCUCUCAGCGUCCGACCAGAAUUAGUCAACAUUUAAACAGACAGCCCUGAGAGAGAGCUGCUGAUCCCCAUUGAGCUGCUACAGGAGGACGCAUGAAGAGUGCCUCGUCAUCGACUCCGACUCCGACUCCUCUCACGCGUCUACUGUACCCUAACACACCUCAACCCUCAAAACCUUCUGAAACCAAGAACCCGGCACUGGAAACGGCUCCCUCCCUCCAACCAAAGGACUGAGAGAUUUGAUCAAUGUGAGAGGUCAGCGACGGCCAGGAGAGGGGUUUUUUCGUGCACAUACUGUACAGGAUAUCACAUCACCAUUUCACUCAGGAGUGAAGUUGCCCUCGUGCCACGACUCAGACCGACUUCCUCUAUGCCUGUUUCUACCUAAACCCACGAAAAAAAAAAGAAUCUUGGGGCAACUACACCAUCCUUCGCUACGAAUCUCAAGCAAUCAAAGCAUUUACCACGAAAUUCCAGUACAUGUGCACUUUUCUUAAUUUAUUACAAAUGUUGUCUCUUUCUAAUCAGACAGGAGUUUAAGUUUCUUUAUGAGCACAAACUUUUUUACGACAUCUGUGAAUAUGCACACCGUAGUGGCACUUUUAUCAGCCGUAUUAGAAUAAUCCGCAUUUCUCUCUCAAUUAUGUUGUGUCGAAAACUGAUUUUCGUUGUGUUUAUAUUUAAAGGUUGAAUAUUUUUUAUUUAUUUCUCCAUUUUAAGUGUACCAAAUAAUGUCUGCUACAAUGUGUGCCAUUCUUUUGUUUACUCUCUUGCUUUGUAAAUACCUUUGAAAAUUAUUUGUGCAUCAUGUGCCAUUUUGCAUCUAUUUUAUGAUAUCAGUGUUAUUUUUAUUUUAUUAUGUUAUUUUAGAGCCUGACAGGGACAUUGGCUGGGCCAACAUUAUCAUUAGCUCAUCAAAGAUGUGUCAGCCAAUAUGUAACAAGACAUUUUCGUUCGCUCACUAAAAAAAAGAGUGUCAGUAAAUGAAGACUACAUUAAUCAUCGUCAAAGUAUCAAAAAUGAAUUUAGUUUAAGUAAUGUCUUAUAAUUCAGUAUAGUUUACAGUAUUUCUCAAGUGUUAUAACAUUUUUAUGGAAACAGGAGCAAACGGCUAGUAAUUAACAUCGUUUGCUUAAUCCAUACAAAAACCUGUAAAUCACAGAAUGACGUGUUUGUAUCAGUGGAUUAAAUAAACUAUAAAGUGUUGCUUAGUGACCGUCAGAGGGGCUCCUCGCUGCGGCUUCAUUUGACAGAAAUGAGAGCGGUAUCGAUCAUCUCAUCUAACUUUUAGGAAGUAGAAGUGUUUAUUCCAAAUUGUCAAACUAUUACUUUGAGGUAUCCUUAUCAGGAAUAUUGUUUUCACUCAAAUAUCCGUAUUGGCCCCAAAAGUCAGGCUCUAGUAACUUUAAUUCCUUUGAAGCUGAUGGUAAAUAUUUAUUGUGACGCUCCACUUUCAUAACUCUUUUAGGAGUUGCAGUAUUACUGGUUACAGAACCGUUUUGCACAGGCUGCCACCGUACAGUCAAUUUCUAAAUCAAUUUGGAACGUACUUGAGCUGAAGACGAAGUGCUCUCCUCUUUAAAUUGUACCGGCCACACCUUGUGUAUAAGGCAGAGUCAGAGUGCAGUAUUAUUUCCUCUUGGUUUAUCAUUCCUCAGCAGCGUGUUCAGUUCAAUCACUGUAAAUAGUAACUUCUCUUUGUUCUUUUGUUUCGGUCUCUUCUGUGUGAAGAAAGAGGACUUGAACUAUUUUUGCACUAAGCUCUGCGAGGAUGACGAGAGCAUAACAGCAUGACCCUUUAAUCUGAAUCUGUACAACGCGGUGGACAGAAUUCAGCUAUUCUUGUGAAGCAAAUACAGUCAAAUGUGCAGUAACAUGUCAUGCAUUUUGUCGUUUUGAUUUAUUCAGGUGUCUGAAAAGCUUAUUUUGGUGAGUGCCAUUCUUGUUAAAGAAAUAUGAAGUGAUAGUAACGAUGAUGUAAUCUCAGAUGGAUUGUUUCCUGUUUGAGAUCUUUUGUUUUUUUGUUAUAAAGAAUCAGCAUAAGCUUUUUUUUUUUUGCACAGAUUCCCAUUUGAAAUGUACUGUUGAUCUUUGCUCAGCGGGCCCCUCAGAGGUGUCAGUUUACAGGGCAGGAGAGCCGAGGAGGGAAAGUGUGAGCGACCACAAUGAGGGUACGAUCGGUGUUCAGAUCCAUUCAUUUAACAUCGUCCUCACUUUCUGACCAAUCACACUCCGAGGAGUUCACUUCAAACCUCCUACUGUCCAUACUUACAAUAACACAAGGGGCAUGUAAACACUAAACAGCAUGUUUUGAUAUACAAGCUUGCCAAGAAUGAUAAUUUUGUACAUUUAGCAGGACAUUUUAGUGACACUUAGUCCCGUGGCUAGAGAACCCAUAAUCAAGUCAACUGCUUGCAAGUUGGAGCCAUUAUUUGAUACUGUGUAUUUAUAUGAAUGGAACAUGCAUGUUGUCUAGGUGUUAUCAACAGCCUACGUAUUCUGUUUACCUCCACUUUAUGUUUUUAAGGCAUUGUCUCAAAAGGGUUGAUCCAUUUUGUACUAUUUCUUAUGAGAUGCGAGUGUACUUCUCGACAUAAAAAAUAUGAACAAAUAAAUGCUGCAUGCAGCCAGAUAAAACGA